CGCUCCGCGGCCCCCGCGGCGGCUGCUGCUGCGGGUGCUGCUGCUACUGCGGCUCCUGCUGCCGCCGCCGCUGGGCCUCCGGCAGCUACAUCCUUGGCCGGGGCCGGGUCCGCGCCCCGCGCCCCGCGCGGCCCCGCCAUGGUGUCCUGGAUCAUCUCUCGCCUGGUGGUGCUCCAGGAGGGAACCUUGCUCCCACAACGCAGGCUUUGUCCUUGAGGAUUCCGCCCGCCACCCCAUCUCCACGGGCCAUUUCGGAUGUAUCCUGCCUCAGUGAGGCUCAUCUUUGGCACCCUGUACCCCGCCUAUUCUUCCUACAAGGCCGUGAAGACGAAAAACGUGAAGGAAUAUGUGAAGUGGAUGAUGUACUGGAUCGUCUUUGCCUUCUUCACCACGGCUGAGACCCUCACAGAUAUCGUGCUCUCUUGGUUUCCCUUCUACUUUGAGCUGAAGAUCGCCUUUGUGAUAUGGCUGCUGUCCCCUUACACCAAAGGCUCCAGCGUGCUCUACCGCAAGUUCGUGCACCCGACACUGUCCAACAAGGAGAAGGAAAUCGACGAGUACAUCACUCAGGCCCGAGACAAGAGCUACGAGACCAUGAUGAGGGUGGGCAAGAGGGGUCUGAACCUGGCCGCCAAUGCCGCAGUCACGGCUGCUGCCAAGGGCCAGGGGGUGCUGUCAGAGAAGCUGCGAAGCUUCAGCAUGCAGGACCUGACCCUGAUCCGGGACGAGGACGCGCUGCCCCUGCAGGGGCCCGACGGCCGCCUCAGACCCGGCCCUGGCGGCCUCCUGGACACCAUUGAGGACUUAGGAGAUGACCCUGCCCUGAGUUUAAGGUCAGGCCCAAACCAGCCAGAUCACCGGACAGAGAUCUCCGAGGAUGACACGGGAGACAAGGCUCCUAAGAAGGCCAAACCCAUCAAAAAAGUGCCCAAAGCUGAGCCACUGGCCUCCAAGACACUGAAGACCCGGCCCAAGAAGAAGACGUCCGCCGGGGGCGACUCAGCCUGAGGCCCCAGCCCCCCAGGCUGCAGACCCGGCUCCACACUGUGCCAGUAGCCCUCACGCCUCGGGCCCCAGGGCCUCUUGGAUGGCUGUUUCCCGUCCUGCCCCGUGGCCGCUCCUCUGGAAGGGCUUGGAUUAAUGGAGGGAGGCCCUGCUGUGGGGGUUGAGGGUAGAGGCUGGACCCGGAGCUGAGGACUGAGCCACCCAAGGAGGUGCAGGCGCCUCAGAGCCUGAAUGCUACUGUCCCCGCUCCAGCCCUGCCCCCACCCACCCAGUGCCUUGCUGAAGACCGUGGCCGUCCCCUUGUCCGAAGCCCUAACACGGCCCCCACUGCUCUCCCUGGGUCAGGCUCAAGGUCAGGGGCCAGUCACAGCCCAGAUUUACCAGAGACCGGCCUGAAGGCUUGGUGACAGAGGGAGGCCGCGGGGAAGGCCUCGGAGAACCUGGGCAGGGGCUCCGGGCCCAAGGCUGUGAGCGGAGGACAGAGGCUUAGUAUGUGCUUAAGUGACCAGGAGGGCCAGGCCAGAGCUGCAGCUGGGGGCUGUGUGCCCACUGAAAAGAAGUGGGGUCCGGGGUGUGUGUGGGUGUGUCUGUGUGUGUGUGUGUGCGCGCGUGUGUGUGUCUCUUUCUGGAUCUAGGGCUGGGGAUUCAGAGCAAAGGCCUUUCCCUCCAGCAGUUACUCCCUCCGCCCUCGGCCAGCUGACCCUUUCCCCCCUCAGGGGCCCCCACCUGGGGCCCACCUUCCUCCCCCAGGGUCCUCUUCCUGUGCCAAGCAGACUAGGCCCCCUGUCAGCAGACCCCUGUCAGAGCCCAGCCUUUGCCCCUCACUCUGCCCCAGCCUCUGCCGUGGCUUCGAUUAGGGCCAGGAGGAAUGUGUGGGGAAGGGAAAGACGUGUAGGAGCCAGGGGGCUCUCAAUCCCAUGGAAAGAGGGUGCCCCGUGGACCUUUGGCACUGGAUGAGCCAAUAAACCAAACUCUGGCACCUCA
Molecule: messenger RNA, 1989 nt
Organism: Sus scrofa (pig)
Lineage: Eukaryota; Metazoa; Chordata; Mammalia; Artiodactyla; Suidae
Gene: REEP2
Product: receptor accessory protein 2
Biological process (GO): endoplasmic reticulum tubular network organization
Cellular component (GO): endoplasmic reticulum membrane; cytoplasmic microtubule; endoplasmic reticulum tubular network
Molecular function (GO): taste receptor binding; microtubule binding
Source: RefSeq, a predicted model, not a curated record